AUGAAUGGUGAUCAUAAAACACGCAAACGAAGGUCCGAAGCAAAUGGUGUGAAUUUCGCAUUUGAGAAAGAUUUCGAGACCGAGUCUAGGGGUGUCAAAGAAACGCAGUGGUACAGCGGUAUGGACGAAGCGGAAAACGAUUUUCCCUACACGUUUGAUGACACCGAAAACUUACAGUCACCCACAGCGGACGCUGAUCGAUUGAGCUGUUGGAAACAGUGUGCACAUGGAGUUCGAUGUAAGUUUACAAAUUGUAUUUAUUUAUUCAAUGCAUUCAUCUUUAUAAUUAUCUCACUUCCCCAUCAUAUUUCACGAAUGGGAGCCAUCCAAGUAUAA
Echinostoma caproni is the source of this 336-nucleotide messenger RNA. The record is from the annotation of a GenBank genome assembly. NCBI's taxonomy places the organism in Eukaryota, Metazoa, Platyhelminthes, Trematoda, Plagiorchiida, Echinostomatidae.